UCACUCAUUUGGGUUUAUAAUUAUUAUUUUAUUCGAAACAUGAACAUUUUAAGGUUGUCAAAAGUCAAGUGGCAGUUUAUUUAGGUGGGAUCAUAGCGUGACGGAAAUCGGUAUAUCCCUCCGCUGUUUUGUCUCCUUUCAAGACUGGUUUUGGUCUUUUCGCUGGUAGCAACGAAGAGAGAACCCGACAUAGCUGAAAAUCCGGUUUGACGGAAUUAAAAUACAUUUUCAGAAUUGAAAAACAAAUUGACAGGAGCUUUAAUUCACCUAUUUGUUACAAGUGUAAUCGGCGCAUAUUGUAUUUUUUUUUAAAGAGCGUUACUUAUAUUUUUAAAAGGCAUUAACUUACACAGCUAGCUAAGUUGGCUAGCUAACUUUUCAUAGGUUUGGAAUCACAUGCGCGGAGUAGCUGAGCGACGUUAUCAAGUAAAAAAAAACAACUAGUUAUCUCUAAAUAUUAUCCAGUCGUCAUUUGGUUGCAGUGUAUAUUCUUUUUGAGAUUUUAGGAAUACACCACACACGUCGUUUAUGGGCUCAUCAUGUCAAUGAAGCAGGCCGGUGGUAAUCGCAAACCCGGCAGUGGCGCUGCCUCUGGUGCCGGGGGAAGUGGCGGACGACAGAAUUUGGGCAGGGGACGGCAUAGUGCCAAAGGACCUUCAGCAGCAGUUGUCUCUAAUGGUGUAUAUGCAAACAUGAGGAUGGUCCAUGUCUUGACAUCAUUAGUGGGAACCAAUUGUGAACUGAAAGUAAAAAAUGGAAUGGUUUAUGAUGGAGUGUUUAAAACAUACAGCCCAGAGUGUGACCUGGUUCUGGAUGCGGCCAACAUCAAGAGUCCUGGGCCCAGUGUGGGCCUGCGACAGGAAGACCUCGUGGACAGCAUUAUCUUCAAGGCUUCCGAUGUGGUGGUGGUGCACUUCAGAGACGUGGACUUCAAUUAUGCCAGAAAAGUCUCUACUGACACAGAUAACUUCACGGACACUGCAGUGGGCGGCAGAAUCAACGGGGAACACAAGGAGAAGGACCUGGAGCCGUGGGAUGGAGGGCGGCAGCAGCACAUGGUCUCAGGCAGCCUGGAGUCUCUGGACACAGACGUGUCAAAUGGCUGGGACCCAAAUGACAUGUUCAAGUACAAUGAAGAGCAGUAUGGCAUCAAGUCCACCUAUGACAGCAGCCUGUCCACCUACACGGUUGCCCUGGAGCGGGAUAACUCUGAGGAGUUUCUGAAGCGGGAGGCGCGAGCGGCCCAACUGGCGGAGGAGAUCGAGGCCAGCUCCACCUACAAGUCCCGCGUGGCCCUGGAGAAUGACGAGCGCAGCGAGGAGGAGAAGUACACUGCCGUGGUGAGGGGAGAGAGGGAGCAACACACACUCAACAGAGAAAAGUACAUUCCCCCGGGUCAGAGGAACAGAGAGGGGAUGUCAUGGGGAGCGGGUCGUCAGAACUCCCCUAGGUUGGUCCAGAGCAGCAGUGGACCUCCCCGGCCAGGUCUUCACGACUACACCCCCAGCUCUGGAGCUGACCAGCGGGUUGUCAACGGAGGUGCCACCUCCUGCCCAUCGCCCUCCUCCCGCUACCAGUCAGGCCCCUCCCCUCUCCCACCCAGGGCGGCCACGCCCACCCGGCCUCCAUCCAGACCCCCCUCGCGGCCCUCCCGGCCCCCGUCUCACCCCUCUGCUCACGGCUCUCCAGCUCCCAUCUCCACUAUACCCAGUAGACGCAUGUCCUCCGAAGGCCCUCCCAGGAUGUCCCCAAAGACCCAGCGUACCCCUCGCACCCACAGAGUUCCCCCCGGGAGUAGAGUCCCCCCGGGAGUAGACUUCAUGCCCCACAAUGCUCCAGGAGAGGUGCCCCCGGCUACCCGCAGCAGCUCAUCCGGUGGCACCUGGUCUUCAGUGGUCAGCGGAGCACACAGACCUCGAUCCCCUCGGCAGAACAACAUGGGCGGGGCCUCUCCUGGUCCCUCUCCCCAGACUGGGUCCACUCCCGUGGAACCUGUUAACACGCCAAUGUCAGCUUCCUCACCUACUGCUAGCCCUGCCCCCAAUAUGGCCGCCACCUCAGCAGAGGCGAAAGAUUCUCGGGUCCAGGCGACGAGACAGAACUCUCCUACGGUCAACAAAGAGAACAUGAAACCCCUGGAGAGCCCCCCUAGUAUCAACAGACCACUCUCUAAAGGACCCCCCUCCAUGGCACCAGACCACAGAAAACAAAUAGACAACUUAAAGAAAUUUAGUGUAGAUUUUAGGUUGCAGUCCAGCUCUAACCCAGACCCACAGUUUCAGCAGAUGGUGACUAAGCCUCCGCAGGACACGGGAGAGAAGUCCAAGCAGCUUCCUCUGGAUAAGGGGUUGGAGGGGUCUGAGGGCCCUGUGGUCCCCGCCAGGAGCAACAAGCCAGACAGCUCUGGCGCACCAUCCCCCUCCCUGUCCUCUACCCUCUGUCCCGCCCCGGAACAGAACAGGGGGCCUGAUGUGACCUCGCAGGGCGUCCAGACAUCUGCACCCAACUUAAGUGGAGGAGCCAAGCCUGAAGACAAGGAAGAGGAUGAGGCAGAUCAAAUGAGAAAGUCGACUCUGAAUCCUAAUGCCCACGAGUUCAAACCCAGGGUCUUCACUCCUCAGCCAAAGCCAGCCACCACCCCGACCCCCCCUCGGCCCCAAGGCCAGCCCAGCCCCUCUAUCGUCAUGCAGCAGCCUCAACAGGUCUACUUUCCCCAGAUGUACCCUCUGACCCCUGUCAGCCCUGGAGUCCAGAAAAGCAUUAUCUGGAAGUCUCCAGCCAUGUACCACGUCCAGAUGCCUCAUAUGACGCUGAGCCAGUCCAAGCCCUACAGAACAGGUAAAGUACCCAACAUGCCCCAGCAGAGGUCAGACCAGCACCACCCCCAGGGCACGCCCACCAUGAUGCACCCGGCCGCGGGGCCGCCCAUCGUGGCCCAGAGCCCUGCCUACUCAGCCCAGUACUUCACGUGUAGCCCACAGCAGUUUACCAGCCAGCAACUGAUGCCCCACUACCAGUCACAGGCCCAGCAUGUGUUCAGCCCGGUGAUUCAGGGUCAGGCCAGGAUGAUGGCCCCUCCCACCCACGGCCAUCCUGGCCAGCUGGUCUCUUCCACCUCCCAGUAUGGUGAACAGACUCACACCAUGUACGUGUCACAAGGCCCCAUGCCGCAACAGUAUGCCCACCCCAAUACCACACUGCAUCCCCACCCCCAGCCCUCGGCCACCCCCACAGGCCAGUCCCAGCAGGGCGUGCAGCACGGUGGCAACCACCCGGCCCCCAGCCCUGUCCAGCAGCACCAGGCUGCUGCAGCUGCCCAGGCCCUGCACAUGGGCAACCAGCCCCAGCAGCAGAUGUACCAGGCCCUGGCCCCCACCCCACCCUCUAUGACCCCGGGGCCCAACCCCCAGUCCCCCCAGGGCAGCUUCUCCUCGGCCCAGCAGGCAGUCUACCUCCAUCCCCAGCAGAUGCAGCACGGCUACAACCCCUCCCACAUGGCCCACAUGCAGCAGGUGAGCUCCACCUUCAGAAGCCCUUCCCUUCACUCUGAGUACAUACUAUAUGAGCAGGCCCAUAUCCAGUCUGGAAUGGUGCCGUCCCACCAUGGUAACCCUGGCCACCCUCCGAUGAUGCUGAUGGCCACCCAGCAGCAAGGUGGCCCCCAGCCCCAACUCGCCCAGAAUGCCCUCAACCCCAUCCCGGUGUCCUCCACUGCUCACUUCUCUUACUUGGCUCACCCCCAAGUACAACAGCACCAUCAGCAGCAGCUGUAGAGGGUACUGUGGAGAACAUGGACCCCUCUACCACCCUCGCUCUCGGAGUCUUCACACAGAGAAUCCACACAGCUCUCAUCAUGCUACAUGUGCGUUCCUCUCCCAGUCAGAAUGUUCAGAUUGUUACAGUGGACAGAGGUUUUAUUAGUUUAGAGUUGUGCUGAUAACAGAAAGGACUCCUUCCCCCCCCACACACACCUUACACACACACACACCUAAGUGGAACUUGAUUUGGCUUGCCAAUUUAAGAAUUGAGAAUGUAAAAAGUACCGGAGCUUGCAUUAUGUCUGCACCUUGAUAUGAAAAUUCUUCCGACUUGGGACAGUUUUAAAGUGACUGUUUAAUUGCUGCUACUAUUGCUGCAUUCAAGACUUAAGAACAGGUUCAAACCAAACUAAAACAAAUUAAAAUCUUCCUGUAAUUAAUAACAAGUUUGGCUAAAAGGACUGAAGUAUUAUUUAUGAAUUGAUGGCUAAGGUGAUCCCACUUCCCACCUGACCAUUAUGGAACUUAAGUUAAAAUACAGUUUACUUUGUAGAUAUCCAUUUAAAAAAAAAAUUAGGAAAAAAAUAAAAGUUUUAAACUGGG
Messenger RNA from Oncorhynchus tshawytscha (Chinook salmon), 4361 nucleotides. Its product is annotated as ataxin-2-like. The record is from RefSeq and is a predicted model, not a curated record. Gene Ontology annotation, biological process: cytoplasmic stress granule assembly. The transcript has 25 exons. Gene Ontology annotation, molecular function: RNA binding. NCBI's taxonomy places the organism in Eukaryota, Metazoa, Chordata, Actinopteri, Salmoniformes, Salmonidae. Gene Ontology annotation, cellular component: cytoplasmic stress granule. The coding region runs from base 540 to 3773 and encodes 1077 amino acids.